UGUUGAUAAAAGUGUGUUAAAGUGGAAGAUAAAGAUAUCGAAGUUUCAUUCUCCCACAGCUGUUCUGUCGAGUGAGUUUCCCUUUUGAAAGAUAUAUAAAAUGGAAAACACAAUUGUAGCAUUCUUUCAGUUUGGAUUCGUAAAGAGCGUCUCUCACCAUGGCUUGUGUUAGUGUGUUCAGCGUUUUACUUGCCUUCUGUGUAGCAUUGGCAUCAGCAGGAACGAGUUGCACUCAGCAAGAAAUGGCAAAAGAAAACCUCCAAAAGCUUGCCUUGGCGAACAAUGAGCUCGCUUUCAACCUUCAUCGGAAACUUGCCUCUGGUUCUUCAGAAAAUGUGUUUUUCUCCCCCUUCAGUAUCUCCACAGCGUUCGCCAUGCUCUUCUAUGGAGCAAGUGGGGACACAGCUCAGGAAUUAAGAGAGACUUUGGGCUAUGAGAAAGCAGAUAUACUGAGCGAUGUAGUCCACGACUCUUUCAACCGUUUUCUGACCGAAGUUUUAAGCAGUGGAGAUUCUUCAGAUGGAUAUGUUCUGAACGCCGCCAAUGCAGUUCUUUUCGAUAAACGCUUAGAACUGCUGGAGGAAUACAAAAGCGACGUUGAAGAACUUUACAAAGCAGCUGUACGUGACGUAGAUUUCAUGACCGAAGCUCCCAAAGUUGUAAAAGAUAUCAACGCCUGGGUCAGAGAAAAGACGAAUGGCAAGAUUGAGAAGCUUUUUGAUGAGUUGAGUCCCUCCACAGUUUUGGUUCUUCUGAAUGCCGUUUAUUUCAAGGGAACUUGGAAAACUCAGUUUGAAAAGUCACACACAAGAGAUCAAUUAUUUUAUAACAACGGACUGCAGUCAGCAGGAAAGAAAGUUCCACUCAUGCACUUGACAGCUCAAUUCCCCUAUACUUCCGUUGACAACUUCCAAGUUCUGGAAUUGCCCUACAAGGGAGAGAAUGUCAGCAUGCUAAUCCUACUGCCAAAUCAACGGGAUGGACUCCAAGCCCUCGAACAGAAUCUCACCCCGGAAAAACUGGCCGAUGUCCAGCAAAAGUUGUACAAAACCAAGGUUGAAGUCUCCUUGCCAAAAUUCAAGCUGCAAUUCGAGAAGGAGCUCUCACCAGAGAUGAAGGCCCUCGGUGCUAACCAGAUCUUCAAUGCUGGUUCAGCUGACUUCUCCGGAAUGACUUCUUGCAAGAAUGUAUUCGUCAGUCAGAUCUUGCACAAAGCCGUCAUCGAAGUGAAUGAAGAAGGAAGUGAAGCUGCUGCUGUCACAGGAAUUGUCGCCAACAGAAUGAGGCCGAUUGUAGAUAUGACUCCAGUAUUCAAGGCAGACCAUCCUUUCCUUUUCGCCAUUGUGGAGAAAAGCAGUAACAUGAUUUUGUUUUUGGGCCGUGUAAGCAAUUUGUAAAAAAAACCAUAAAUAAAUUCAUUGAAUUUGCUUAA
This is a messenger RNA of Argiope bruennichi, 1432 nucleotides long. RefSeq names its product intracellular coagulation inhibitor 2-like. The coding region runs from base 159 to 1397 and encodes 412 amino acids. NCBI's taxonomy places the organism in Eukaryota, Metazoa, Arthropoda, Arachnida, Araneae, Araneidae. The transcript is spliced from 4 exons. Gene Ontology annotation, molecular function: serine-type endopeptidase inhibitor activity. The record is from RefSeq and is a predicted model, not a curated record.